UUCUGCCUUGAAUAACCUUCACGCGUCGUACCGCCAAUCCGGAAACGGGGCUUUAAAGCCGGGUCAUAUACCUUUUGAAGUAAUACAGUAGUAAUCCUUACUGGAAGACUAGCCUUCCUCGAAUGUGACUAUGAUUGCUGGCAAAGAAGCAAUUCAAAAAGAAGUAAAGAGAGAAGUUGGCGUCUGGCGGUCAGUGGAAUGGGGUGGCUACUUUGUAAAAUGUGAAGUUCACAUAGGAUACUGUGCCUAUCUACCUUAAGGUAUUAUAGGUAGUCGUUGACUGGGCACAUCACGCCCUGAAGAGGCAGCUAAACAUAUACCAAAGUGUGCUGAUUUAUUUGCGUGUGCUCAAAACAAUUCAGAAGAGGCUAUGGAAAGAGAAAAAUGCACAUUUCGUCCUAAUAAGUAGCAAGGAGGAGAUAUGACAUCCCAACUAAGGUUUGGAGUGUGUAUAAGACUUAAAUUGAAAAAUAGAGCUCUGGAAGUGAUCUCACUGAUCUCAGUGAUCUCAUUUGGGCGAGUGGGUGCCCGUUGUCUUUGGCGGGGCAUGCCGGACAUUUCCCGACGAGCGCGUGUUCCUGUGCACGUCCAAACUUGGACCUUUCUUCUUGUACCUAACAGCAACAUAUCAACAGCCUUACAACAAUUGGGGUCCUUGUAUGAAGUGAUGAGGACCUCAUGACACCAUUUAUCGAUACUGCAUUGCUAUGUCAAGCCAGAUUGAGCCCAAUGUCGCGUUGGCGACGCGUUCUGGGAUUCUCACACCAGCAUCAGACAAUUCACUAAACCUCAGCGAUGGCGUGAGCUUUGGAGGAAAGAAGCGCAAGCGGGAUGGAAAUACUAUGGAAGAUCUGCUGGGAGACAAAUUUGUUGUGCGAGUGAGUACGGACUCUCCUUGACUAGCACGCAGUGCUGAUAUGAAGUCAGCCAUAUCCCUCGUCUGGCUUUUUCAAGUCGCACUCCCUCCAGCCACUAAUGCUGUUGCCACGAUCCAACCUUCCGCUCUCCUAUAUCGACAUACUCUCCACUGGCAAAGGUUUGGCCAGUUCGCGGCUGUUUGAAACUCAUGUCAAGAUACUGGAAUUAGAAGAGAGGAUGGGAAACCAGCCGACGGUUUUGAUAGCAAGACUCGACGAUACUCGAACACUGUACGCAGUGGAACGAGAAAGCCGAGGUCUCUACGUUCUACUACAGCUCGGUUCAUGGGUAAAUCUGCAGGAGUUGAAGGCGGCAGCUAUAGUGUCGAGGCAAGAGUUGCCAGACCGAGCAGGCCUUCAGCCCUCUGUGGACUUGCCUACUGCAGCCCCGGAAGUAAACAAGUACAGCAAGAAGAAGCGCUUGGCAAUCGAAGCUAUACAGUCCAUGGUGAAGCGGCCUUCGACCGGUCUGUUGACGGAAUCUCAGUCAGACUCGCAAACUCCAGUUGUUGAAUCCGGACCAGAGCCAGUCUUUGUUGACUCUCCCUUGUCAAUAGAAGGGAGAACUGAUGGGCAAGAAACGACCGCGGCAACGAGCACCACAUGUGUCCCUCCAGCUCUUUCCAUGGAUGAGGUCGCUGCACAACCUACAGCAACGGAUAUGUUUGACAAUGUUCGGACAUAUUACCUGGAGGCUCUGUAUCUUUCGAAGGCCUCAUUAGCAUACUUCGCCAAAGGACCUUUGUCUCGGGCUCGAGCUGCAUUCCACCUGGACUAUGAUUCCAAUCUCGACCUAAACGAUCUUAUCUCAUUUCUAGAGAGCAUGGUUAUGUCGAGUACUCUCCUGGAAAAAAAGUAUCGAGAUGGGGUUCCGACCUGUGUCUCUCUGAUCGAUGUCCAUGACCACACCGCAGACGAGGCAGCUCAAGCAGGCGGGAAACCCAAAAAGAAGAGGGCUAGUAAGAAGAUGAAGCUUGGAAAGAACGGACUCUAUCCCAACGAGGAACCCCUCAUACGGCAAUGGUGGGCAACCCACGAUGAUGAUACCGAUACAGGAGGGCCUGGUAGUUCUCGUGACGAACUGACUAAGACCCGGAUCUCUCAACUACGGAUUCGAGAAACUCAACUCCAGAUGGUUGUGAUCCUCGAAAUUCUGGCUCUUCAGCCCCUGGCAACAUCAACAGAAGAUAUUGGAGAGGGGUUGCCUACCGCCUUGCCAAGUACCGAGGCGGUGGGCUCCAAAGAAAAGCCCGCCAAAUCAAAGAAAGCCGACCAUCUCACCAUGCUCCUAGAUGUGCACAUCGACAGAUUAUGCAUAUGGCAGUCUUUGGCCAUUGAGUCCAUGAAUGCUACUCCUGUGGAAUCACAAACCACCUCUGACCUGCCUUUUGGUCUUUCUAAUCAAACAAAGCAUACUGACAAUAUUCUCCGGGACUUUUGUGUUGAAGUGAUUGCACCAUUUUUCCAAUCGCGUCUUCCUGAUCGCUGUGCAGUCAUAAAUCGAAAGCUUGGAGGUCCAGUAGUUGUCUCGCCUCCAAAGCCAAAAGUCAAGUCUUCCAGCUUCUCCGGUGCUCCUUCGAGGCCUGGUGCUGCGACGAAACGACCUGUUCCUGUGAAGCCUCGUCGAAGCCUGAAACGGGUAUUGACUGAUGAGCGAGAGCGAAGAAGUAUAUCCCGUGGGCCAAACAAGAAAAUUGCCCUAAUGAGAUCUGCCACAAUGCCUAUCAUUCCGGGACUGAAGAGAGAAGUGAGCGAGGCUCCAUCGCUGUCCAGUAUACCUAGUGCCGAUUCACAAUCUCUCGAAGCAGCUAGAGGCGGCGUACUCAACUCAAAACGAUUCUCCAGACGAGAAGUCGAUCUCGGAAGUAUGUUACCAGAGAUGAAUGCAAAGGCAAAGAAGCAGGCGGUUAUCGACGCUGAGCUAAAGGAGGCGAUUUCAGCUUUAAAGAAGCCAAAUCGCGAGCUGGCAGGAAAGGCAUUAGCCGAGACAGCUGAGAAACGAUCCGUUAGCGCUCGAAAAUCGAAGAAGCCUGUCAGGAACCCCCUAUUUCAAGGAGUUCAAAUCUCAGCAACACCAAAGGCAAAUCGCCAGAGAGAUAUGUUUGCACAGCAGUCCCAGAUGUCGAGUCUGGAACGUAUGGUUGAAGAGGCAUCUAUGAUUCCCGCGUCAAGUAUCCCUCGAAUUCCUCAAUCGGUAUCUCGGUCAUCUGGUGGCUUCCAAAGCAAUCCGCUGUUUUCGGAUAUUCAGGCAACGCCAACGAGGAAAGCUGUGCCGGCUUUCCCUAAACGAUCAAUGUCAACAAUGGACCUUGGUGGCAUUCCUUCUUCACCAUUGCAUGUGCGCCGCUCAAGUGCACAGCUAUUCAACGCGGUGCCAGACUCGGCAGUAAAGAAUCUGUCCACUUCACUGUCCUAUGGCAUUGAAGAUACUCCUGUCAAGAGAAGGCCCGCAAGUAGCGUUGAGCAUAGCCAUCCAAUGAUGGCAAGCUUAGGAAGCGACAAGGAGAAUGAGCAGUUACGAAAGAAUGGUGGAGUAAGUGUUGGUGUAGGAGCAAGUCUAGAACUGAGUAAAGAGGACUCUAUUUACAAGAAACUAGGAUGGGAUGACAAUGAUGAUAUUGAUGACCUUGCAUGAGUUAUGAAAGGAGUUUGGGUCGGUGGGUAUUGCAUAGCAUAGCGACGGGCAUCGCUCUGGAUGGGCUUGGUUGGCUGGUUGGGUUGGUUGGGACUGGAUCGAAUAUUCUGCAUAGCGUUGGCGCUCGGAGAGUUUUUGUACAGAUUAUAGCAUUUGCAUUAACAUGCUAGAAACAAGGAUUACGCAUAAA
Messenger RNA from Cadophora gregata, 3742 nucleotides. RefSeq lists its product as uncharacterized. The transcript has 3 exons. Gene Ontology annotation, cellular component: DNA replication preinitiation complex. NCBI's taxonomy places the organism in Eukaryota, Fungi, Ascomycota, Leotiomycetes, Helotiales, Ploettnerulaceae. The record is from RefSeq and is a predicted model, not a curated record. Bases 976 to 3552 code for a protein of 858 amino acids. Gene Ontology annotation, biological process: DNA replication initiation.